CGAAGAAACCGCGUGUUAAUGUAACCAGUCUGUGUGGGGGAAACUGCUACAUUGUUUUCCACUGUAGCAAUUAUACCCGCUUAAACUUCGCACGGUAUACCUUUUAUAUUUAUUCUGUUGGAUAUACUGCAAUCGAAAAAAAGAGAAGCCGAGAAGAUUUCCUGGGGCGGCUUAGGAAUUUGGUGUUGUUACAGAAGUGGCAAUUGCUGUUUUCCGAAAGGUUUUGUUGUCCUAAAGAUCGACAGGAGUUGAAUCGGGACAGCGGAAUCUGCCAGCCUCCCUGAGGGCUUUAAAGUCUCUCUUAAAACACUACCUAGUUGGGGAUCCAAACCCAGGAUGCGCUUGCAAUAAACACUUUAUUUUUCUUUUAGAGAGGAUUCUUAUUAAUGUGCGUUUCUUAAAGAAGAUCGAGCGAUUUUUUGAGCAACGGAGCUGAGCUUCUGGCGGACCCAAGCAAUGUUUCCUCAGAGCAGGCAUCCUACGCCGCACCAGGCUGCAGCCCAGCCUUUCAAAUUUACCAUCCCCGAAUCGUUGGACCGUAUUAAAGAAGAGUUCCAGUUUUUACAGGCUCAGUAUCACAGUCUAAAAUUGGAAUGUGAGAAAUUGGCAAGUGAAAAGACAGAAAUGCAGCGACACUAUGUUAUGUAUUAUGAAAUGUCUUAUGGAUUGAAUAUUGAGAUGCACAAACAGACAGAAAUAGCCAAACGUCUGAAUACGAUUUGUGCGCAAGUGAUUCCCUUUCUGUCUCAGGAACAUCAACAACAGGUGGCACAGGCUGUGGAGCGUGCAAAACAAGUGACCAUGGCAGAGUUGAACAGCAUCAUCGGGGUACGUGGGCUUCCCAGUCUGCCUCUUACAGCUCUCUGAUUGCUUGAUGAUACA
Rhincodon typus (whale shark) is the source of this 882-nucleotide messenger RNA. Its product is annotated as transducin-like enhancer protein 1. The coding region runs from base 457 to 867 and encodes 136 amino acids. Gene Ontology annotation, biological process: regulation of DNA-templated transcription; negative regulation of canonical Wnt signaling pathway. Gene Ontology annotation, molecular function: transcription corepressor activity; protein binding. Gene Ontology annotation, cellular component: nucleus; transcription regulator complex. The transcript is spliced from 7 exons. Lineage: Eukaryota; Metazoa; Chordata; Chondrichthyes; Orectolobiformes; Rhincodontidae. The record is from RefSeq and is a predicted model, not a curated record.